This is a messenger RNA of Amphimedon queenslandica, 853 nucleotides long. RefSeq lists its product as uncharacterized. The coding region runs from base 88 to 792 and encodes 234 amino acids. The transcript has 2 exons. NCBI's taxonomy places the organism in Eukaryota, Metazoa, Porifera, Demospongiae, Haplosclerida, Niphatidae. The record is from RefSeq and is a predicted model, not a curated record.
UUAACACUUUGUUGAUUAAAUACAUACUACAAUAAAACAUCUAUAAAAGGGAAAAUCCCCAGUCACCCACGCACUUCACAACACAAAAUGGCCUCCUCUUCAACCCCACCUUCUCCUCUUGAUUCCAGUCCUAGAGAAGACCUGUGGGCCGAAUGGCUGGAACCAUUAACAAAAUGGCAAACCUUUGGCCUGUACUUACCAGGAAUAAAACAAAAGGACAUUGAUAAGAUUGAAGAGGACAAGACUGGAGUGGAGAGUAGGAAGAUGGGACUGUGGACUAAAUGGACUGGGGUAUAUCCACCUGGUACAUGGACUGAUGUCAUUAGUGCUCUUAAGAGGCUGAAAGAGAAUGCACUAGCAGCUGACAUUGAAGAGAGACUGAGGAAAGGAAAAGUAUUUGAAAUUAAAAGCCCUCCUGCUGUUGCUCCUCCCCCUCCAUCAGUUGAUAUUAAUAAAUUAAGACGAAUAAUAACUGAAGUGAUACGAACUAACUACGCUACAUUCAAUAAAUCACUGAAAGACAACAUUAAACAAAUUUCCCGUGAAAUGUUCGCUCGGGGUCUCCUCUCAGAGUCAGUGAAAGAGUACCCAAGCUAUGACAGCUUAAUACGAGAGUUUGAGGCCGGACUGAACUUUAAGAAGUCUGUGAAAGCGAUAGAGGAACACUGCAAGAAGUUCAUUGAGAGUGUAAUGACUCAGAAAGGACCUCCAGAGUCACAUGCUAGAGAGAUAGCGGAGGAAUGGAGGGAAGAAGUCUUGAAGACACUUCAUUUUGAAUUUAACGUUUUAUAAUAAUAAUAUUAGUCUAGUUCUGCUAUCAUAUUAGUAAGUUUAUUAUUAUUGUUGUUGUUGU